Messenger RNA from Musa acuminata subsp. malaccensis (wild Malaysian banana), 1937 nucleotides. RefSeq lists its product as uncharacterized. NCBI's taxonomy places the organism in Eukaryota, Viridiplantae, Streptophyta, Magnoliopsida, Zingiberales, Musaceae. The record is from RefSeq and is a predicted model, not a curated record.
CGGGAGGCCUCGGUAAAAUCAUCUCUCUCUCUCUCUCUCGUCUGCGUUGUCGUCUUCGUCCCCCUCCAUCAGCGGGCCGUGGGCAAAAAGAAAGAACUCCUUCAGUGAAAUCAGCUGGUAGGGAUUGCUUCAUGAGAUUAUUUGCCUCUUCCUGUGGACAGGCACUGGUUUUAGGUGGCUUUGUUGUGCUAGAGGAAUAGACUUGCUAUAUAGGACAAGGGGAAAACUAUUACGACUUGGGGAGAAGACUGUGUUUGGUUAUUUAGGAGAACCACCAUGCUGAGGCAGGUAUCCAGUAGGAACCAUAGACGGAAAGGGGAGUUCAGGGCAAAGAAUGCUCUCCAGAUUUGCAUUUUUGUUGCUGUUUGUGUCUGGCUGCUAUACCAGAUGAAUCACUCUCAUGCUCGGAGGAAGGCCUAUGCGGAAAGCUUCGAUGAAGGGCAGUCCGAUAUCACGAGGUUUGGCAGGAAGGACCUCCUCCCUAGCACAGGCAACGCAGAUUCUGUGGUCGAUGCCAAAGUGAAAGAAGAUGCUGAAGUCACAGAACAAGAUACCGAGCAUGAAGAAGGUGCCGAGAACCACAGGACGGAUGGGCGAGAUAAGGUGAGAGCUGAAAACACUACUCGCGAAGUGGGCGCCUUUGACGAUCGAGAACACGAUGAGCGGUCUCGUGAGGCCCGAGAGAAAAGCUUCAAAGGUGAUGACGCGUCCAGUGAAGUGGUCCAUUAUAGUAGCCAAGACAUAAAACACGAAGAACUAACUCAGCAGGCACGAGAAAGAAGCUUCAGAGCUGAUGAUGCUUCUAGUGCUGUUGAUCAUCAUGUCGUUCAAGUUCAGGAACCCGAAUCUGAAGCUGAACUGUUAGAUUCAUUUAAAGGAACUAAUUCGAGUGUCAUUCAUGAGGACAAUUCUACUCUCCCUAACAUUGAGGAUGCUACAACUGCAGAUGUUCUCCAGAAAACAGAACAGACGAAGCUAGACAAGUGGAAUUCUUCGAGUACCACUGGUGAAGCUGAUGAAAACAUGGAAGAGCAAACUGAUCUAGGAAUUGUAGAUCACAUUGACAAUGAAACAAAACCACAGACAUAUGCAGCAAAUGAGUCUGUCAGCCAAAUAGAAUUGGGGGUCAGAUCAAUAGAUUUGCCAAAGAAUCAAAUCAAAGCCCAUGAGAAUCAUACUGCAGUAUCUGAAGAUUGGACAGAAGCUCAAGAAAACCAGACAACAUCGAAUGUAAAUCAAACCAGCUUACAUCCACUUCAAGGUAUAAAUUCUACUGCUAAUUUGCAAACUCCAUGGAAAGAGGACAAGACAGAGAACACAAUAAUGAUACAGAAGUCAAAUAAAACUGCCAGACCAGAAGAAUCAGAAGAGAGCUCUGAAACAACUGCAAUCAAAGAUGAUCACAAGAAGGUCCUGCUCCAACAAUCCAAGGAUUACUUGCAUAGCACGGCCGCAGGGGAAAAAAAAGACAAGCGAGAUGGUCUCUCCAGUUUGAAGGAAAUCCAGAGCAAAGUAGAAGAGAGUGGUAAAGAGGAAGCCGCAGAGUGAUUGUAGGUAAAAGUGAGUUUUAAUUCCAGUGCAAGCAACAUCCAUGUGAUCUUUCAUGGUUUGCUUCAGUAAGGUAUGGGAGCCAAUACUUUUCUCAUUUGCUCAUCCAACUUGUGUGUUUCUUGUGCCAUUCCAAAUGUAUCUAUGUUUUUUGCAUAGAUCAUCUUACCGAAGACAAUCAGGUAUGUUUUAGAUCUGGCCAACUAAAAGUCAUGCCAUGGUUGUCUGUCGUGUCAUAUUUACAGGCAACGAACAGCUAAACCAUGCAAAUCUAUUACCUUUCGUUAGCUGUGAAAUCAUUGUACCAGGAGAUAGUUAUCUGUAAUCAUCCAUGGCAUGUCUUGAGAUCUAUCAACAUCCUGCAUUUAGUGCAGCGAACUUGAUGGAGA